ACCGUUUUUUUUCGGUAACCAAGGUUUGUCUGGUGGCUAGCAUAAAUCACGUGUCAAGUGAACUUGUGUUGCCAAGUACUGAUCUGAUGUACGUGACUUCAGACGGUCACUUUCAACGUCUCCGCUAACCCUGAAGGAGUGUUCCAACAUGGCGCGGCGCAGCAUGAGGUUGGUGGAGUACGGGAAGCCCUUCCAGCUGAUGCAGGAGGAGGUACCCUCUGCACCAAAGGGCGGGGCUGUCGUCAAGAAUGAGUACGCAGGAGUGUGCCAUACUGAUGCCCACAGCGCAGAUGAUGAGUUUAGCGGACUCGCCCCUCUGAAGUGCGUCCUCGGGCAUGAGAUGGCAGGCACCAUCGUCGAUAUCGACCCUAGUGCCGAACUCAAGGUCGGAGACAAGGUGAUCGUGUACUGGCACGGCGGGUGUGGGGAGUGCAGCAGGUGUGAGGUGGGGGAGACGACUGCCUGCCUCAAGGACAUCAAACACUGGGCCGGGAUCACUGAGGAUGGCGGUUUCUCGGAUUACGUCGUCAUUCCCGACGCGAAGUUGCUGGUGAAGGUGCCUGACACGGUUGCCAUGGACGCGGCGUGCCUCCUGCCCUGCUCGGGGAUAACCGCCUACAACGCCGUCUGCAACAUGGUGCCGACAGUACAGGACUUCGCUAAACACUCUGCGGACUGUGCAGUACUGCUGGUGGGCGCUGGGGGGCUCGGGCUGUGGGGUGUCCAGUUUGCCAAGCAGCUUCUUCCUGCCGGAGUUCGCGUUCUCAGCGCCGAUGUGGACGAGGAGAAACUGGCUACUGCGAAAGCGGCCGGGUGUGAUGAAGCUCUUCUGUGGGGCAAGGAUGUUGAUGACGACACCGCUGUGGCUGCAGCAAAGAAAGCCUGUGGCAGCCUCGGCGCCGCUGUGGCAGCUAUUGACUUCGUCAACGUGCCCGCUACCUUUGGGCGUAUUGAGAAGAUACUUGUCCAGGGAGGCAUGCACGUAGUGGUGGGACUGCUGGGCGGAGACGCCCCCGCUGCCGUGCCGCUGAUGCCGUACGUGCUGAGUCGCCAUCACAUGGCCGGGGUGCUCAUGGGAUCGCUGCCGCAGCUCAAGGAUCUGGUGGCGCUUAUGGCCAAGGGGAACGUGAAGCCGCCGCCCAUUUCCCAUCAUCCCCUGGAAAACGUCUAUGACGUUCUGCAGGAUCUGAAGGCUGGAAAGGUCAAAGGUCGCGCUGUUGUUAAGCUUUGAAUGAUGGGAAAGCCAACGCCAAAGUCCGACCAACGAGAAAAGACCUUUCCCAACAUUCUAAUUUCAAUACGUGUAAUCUACACUGCAUACAAAUAUCUGAAGCUGUGUAACAUUUACCUUGUGUGAACAAAUGAUCCAGAAAUAUUCGAAGAGAGUUUCCUUUUAUGUCAUCCUUGUCUUCAGCAUAAUAAUGAAUAAAGACAACUUACAUGCUUUAUAACAUCA
This is a messenger RNA of Branchiostoma floridae (Florida lancelet), 1456 nucleotides long. Its product is annotated as alcohol dehydrogenase-like. The record is from RefSeq and is a predicted model, not a curated record. Bases 149 to 1231 code for a protein of 360 amino acids. Lineage: Eukaryota; Metazoa; Chordata; Leptocardii; Amphioxiformes; Branchiostomatidae. The transcript has 10 exons. Gene Ontology annotation, molecular function: oxidoreductase activity.